CGAUUGGCCGCCGGAAAGGAAGCAAGAUUCCGCUCGGCCAAUCGCGGCCGCUCGUUCGUUUUAAUCCCCCCCGCGCCCGGGCGUUUCGCCCCCAUUGGCCGCGAUCCGGAGGGGCUGCCCGAGCCCUCCUCACCCAUUGGCCGUCCGGCGCGAGGCUCCUCCCGGCGGGAGCGCUGCUAUUGGUCGCGCCUGAGCGGGGGCGGGGCCGCGCGUGCGUGCGGGGCGGUGGCGGGCGGGGUAAGAUGGCGGAACUGGGGAAGAAGUACUGCGUGUACUGCCUGGCCGAGGUGAGCUCUCUGCGCUUCCGCUGCACCGAGUGCGCCGACAUCGAGCUCUGCCCCGACUGCUUCUCGGCCGGCGCCGAGAUCGGCCCGCACCGCCGAUGGCACGGCUACCAGCUGGUGGACGGCGGCCGCUUCACGCUGUGGGGCGCCGAGGCGGAGGGCGGCUGGAGCAGCCGGGAGGAGCAGCUGCUGCUGGACGCCAUCGAGCAGUUCGGCUUCGGCAAUUGGGAAGACAUGGCCGCUCACGUGGGAGCAUCCCGAACGCCCCAGGAGGUGAUGGAGCACUAUGUGAGCAUGUACAUCCACGGCAACCUGGGGAAGGCCUGCAUCCCCGACACCAUUCCCAACAGGGUGACGGACCACACGUGUCCCAGCGGCGGCCCUCUCUCUCCCAGCCUGACCACGCCGCUGCCGCCCUUGGACAUAUCGGUGGCUGAGCAGCAGCAGCUGGGCUACAUGCCGCUCCGGGACGACUACGAGAUCGAAUACGAUCAGGAUGCUGAGACUCUGAUCAGCGGCCUGUCGGUGAACUACGACGACGAUGAUGUGGAGAUAGAAUUGAAAAGAGCUCACGUAGACAUGUAUGUAAGAAAACUCAAGGAGAGACAGCGGCGGAAGAACAUCGCACGAGAUUAUAACUUGGUGCCGGCCUUCCUGGGGAAGGAUAAGAAGGACAAGGAGAAAACUCCCAAACGAAAGAUCACGAAAGAAGAGAAGGAGUUGAGGCUGAAGCUGAGGCCUCUGUACCAGUUCAUGUCCUGUAAGGAGUUUGAAGACUUCUUUGAGAACAUGCACAAGGAAAGAGUACUUCGAGCGAAGAUCCGAGAACUGCAGCGGUAUCGCAGAAAUGGAAUCACCAAAAUGGAAGAGUCGGCGGAAUACGAGGCAGCCAGACAUAAACGGGAGAAGAGGAAGGAGAACAAAAACAUAGCCAGCUCCAAGAGGGGGAAGGAGGACGGCAAAGAAGGGGAAUUUGCUGCCAUUGAAAACCUGCCUGGUUUUGAACUCUUAUCAGACAGGGAAAAAGUGCUUUGCAGCUCUCUGAAUUUGAGUCCUGCGCGAUACGUGACUGUAAAAACCAUCAUCAUUAAAGACCACCUUCAGAAAAGACAAGGGAUUCCUUCCAAGAGCCGCCUUCCCAGUUACUUGGAUAAGGUACUGAAGAAAAGGAUUUUAAACUUUCUAACAGAGAGUGGCUGGAUAUCCAGAGAUGCAUCAUGAAACCCAAAGCAUCUGAGCCACCACGCCAGAGGCCUGACAGGCUCCCUUCUUUUUCCUGCCCUCUCCGGAGAUACAGAAGUUAUCUCAUUCAAAACAGACAGACAAAACAAAAAAAGCAAAAACAAAAAAACCCACAGUGUUCGUGGUCCGUGCUUUGAGUAGACUUUUGCUUUGUGUCAUGAAAAACACUGAAUUGUGAAACUUCUCCAUUCGAUUUCAUUGCUUGUUAGAGUACACUGUUUUUGUUACGUUACUCAAAGAGAUUUCUGUCAUGUGAACCAACUCAAGUCCAAUAGUUCUGGGGUGGUCACUUCACUCCUUACUGUUGGAUGAGUGAGUGUCAAUGUCAUCCAUAAUCCUUGCCUUUUUUUUCUUUUUUUUUUUCCUUCUUUUAAGGUGGGAGAUGGUUUUCAGCAGAUGAGUUCUUCUCCCUGAUGUUGUUUUUGUCACAGUGCAGCCAAGCAGAGCUUGCAGAAAUCCUGAGCUGUCAGGCACAGGGUGCAGGGAUUGGCAUGGCUGUUGCUGAGCUUUUGGAGCCCUGCCCUUAGUAGCACAGCCCAGGUGUCAGGACAUGAGGUGAGAGCUUCUCUGAGGUGCAGCAGGGGUGAGCUGUGAUGGGGACUGGUAGAUGAGUUGCCUGCAGGUAUUUGUGUUGUGUGAGAAGACUUCUUGGAGAGCUGCCUUCAGCUGCCUGACCUCAGUGUGUGCUUGGCUGGCAGUUGUAUGCUCUGUGCUGGGCUCAGCACCGCUGUGAAGCGGCUGCUUCUGGCCAGCUGUGGCUUAGAACACACACAGUGCUGCCCUGCUGAAAUCACCGCUUCCUGUUGCAGGGGGAACCUGCCCCUCCUCCUGUAUCUGCUGUGCCCAGUGUGUGUAGCCCAAGCACCUGCAGCUGCCUCCUGAGCACAGCUGGGAGGGAUGGGAACAGGGAGCUCCAAUCUGAAGCUCAUAGCGGCCACUGAGGUUGGUUUAUGAAAAAAUAAAAAUUAAUUUAUAUAGAUGAAAAUGCCCAGCUGCUGUGCUCCUGGAGUGCAGAGUGAUGGAUGCAGCCAUCGCAGGUUUCUGGCUGCACGUACCUUGAAACCUGCUGGACUACGUGUGCUGAGGUUAUUGCUGUGGUUGGCAGAAUGGAUCUCAGUUUGCCACAGUGGUCACUUUGGCAUAACAUCGUGUUGUCAGAGCUCUGUGAGGGCUGUGCUCCCUGCCACACAGGGCUGGAGUUACAGUGCAGCAGAGCACAGCAGAAACACUUGAUCCACACCGUUGUUUUAGUAGUAUAUAUCAGUUAAGGGAAAGGUGUUCAAGGAGGACUGGAAAAGGCUUUUUUUUUUAAUCUUCAUUUCAUUCUUCAAUUCCUGUGCUGGCAUCUAACCACGUGAAUUAAAAAAAAAAAGUUGAUUCUGCGUGACAGACAUCAGUGUUAUUGCACCUGAGCCCUGUGCUGGGCGGUGGGUGGCAGCCAGCUGGGCAGCAGCUCCGCUGUGUGGAUGUGCCAGGAGAUGGAGCUGACUGAGUUGAGAACAGAUGUGAACAUGGGAGGUGUGCUCUGGUUCUGAUGCCUUGGGCCGUAAUGAGGAGCCCAUGACAUCUUAAAAACAGUAUUAAUUCUGCAGCUUGGCAGAAGUAUGCUGACCAGAACUGGUUUUGAGCCAGUGUCUCCAGCAUUAUCAGAAUAGUGUUACCGCUGAGUUUAGCAUACAAAGGGUACAGUUAUAAAGCCAGCAUUUCUAAGGAGAAGGGAAAAAAAACCAACGCAACACACACAAAAAAACUCUAGUGCCUUUUUGUUUUGAGCUUGUGGUGUUACGUCCCUCCAAAAAAGGAAAGGGCUGUGUGCUCUCUGAUGGAAUGCUUUGGCUUACCUGGAAGAGGCUUCUCAGGCACUCGAGACAAAGCAGUGCAACUCACUGCAGUGUGCCAGUAGCUUUAAGAACCUCUUCCACCCUAUAUGCACGUAUAGAGAGCACACGGGACAAGUUCAGAAGGUGUAAACCAUUGAUUAUUUCCUCUGUCCUUCUCCUGUGGAAAGGAAGCUCAGCCUUUCCAGCCUUGGAGUUAUGCAAUUUGGUUCUUCCUCUGAGCGGUUCCGGCUGCUGCAUCGCACCGGUGCUGUGCUGGAGCCUCAGCUCCGCCUGCAGCUGGGAGGUUAACACAGAUGUGGGUUUUCUGAUUUAUUACUAUCUUCCUCAGAUCUAAAUUUUAUAUUUCUACAGUGCUUUGGCACACCUAAGCCUAACUGAAGCAAUAGCCUAAAACCCAUCAGAACAGUAAUUUAAAAAUAAAAAUAUCUAGGCACCAAUGACUCAUUUAAAUGUUGUAGAAAUGAAUUCUGCGUUUACUCUUUGUAGAUCCUGAAUUCCUCAGCCCUUCCAAAAUGUUUCUUUGGUGCUAGACGUAACUUAUUGAACAUCAAGAUGAAUGUAAAAUAAAGUAUUUUUAAUGUAUGAAA
Molecule: messenger RNA, 3954 nt
Organism: Phasianus colchicus (ring-necked pheasant)
Lineage: Eukaryota; Metazoa; Chordata; Aves; Galliformes; Phasianidae
Gene: TADA2B
Product: transcriptional adaptor 2B
Biological process (GO): chromatin remodeling; regulation of transcription by RNA polymerase II
Cellular component (GO): nucleus; SAGA-type complex
Molecular function (GO): zinc ion binding; chromatin binding; transcription coactivator activity
Source: RefSeq, a predicted model, not a curated record